ACAUCACGAUACAUCUGAGGAUUUUAAUGUAUAAAUUAUAUAUUGUCACAAUUAUUCAAUAUUUGGGAUAAUUCAGGUGAUUCGUAUGGCAACUUAUGUCAUUGUACUAAUGCUUAAAAUAAAUAAGGCCCGAUGUGAAACAAUGAAAAACGAGAGAUAAGAUUUCAAAUGUUUCAAGGCAGGAAGAAGGCAGGGGGGUAUGGGGUUGACUAUUGACAGAAGUCACAGUUGAAAAGGUAUGCGGCUUGCUUAGUGAAUCAUUGGAGCUUCGCAUGCACACGAACUAAAUGCAUUUACUCUUUUGUUUGUCCAGUCGAAAAAGGGGGAUACUUCGUUUCUUUCUCUGCUUGAGCACUCGUUAAAUGUGACGAUUUCUUUGUUGCCAUUUCUCAGUUCGUCUUCUGAAAGACUUGCAGUAAUCUAACGAGCUCCAGAAACUUGUGUCUUUGUGACAUCUUAUUACUUUACACGAACGCUAUACUGCCCAGUAUUCCCUUUAUAUUACAUAUCUGGAGACUUUGAGCGGAAUAUCUAUGUUUUUUCGAGGAUGCACUACUUUUUUUCCUGUAUCAAUAACUCAUCUGAGUUUGAAAUGUUGCAAUGCUGACCAAAGGAAAGGAAAGGCUUGUGUACGUGGGUAAAAAUUUAAUAAAAUUGGAAAGCGAAGUAAAGCUACUCCGAGAGAAGCUGGCUGCAGCCCAGACUACCCUUGGUGAGAUGGGCCAUCAGAUGGACCUACAGAAGACAAGAACAAGACAACUCUUAGCUGGCUGGAAACUCAAACUCGAAGAGAGCGAAGAUAAAAUCAUGUCGCAAGCACACGAGAAAGACUCCCAGUUUACCGAUCUCAUCUCUGAUUUGAUGUACUUUGAGGGAUGUCUCAAGAGAGAGAGGCAAGAAAUUGUUUCAAAGCUUGGUGACAAGGAUCGCCGUAUACGCGAACUGGAACGACAGGUUAUGAAGCAAGAAAAACAGAUUAACGCACUGAACAAAGCAAAUGAGAAACUUAUUAGUAGCUUACACGAUACGAGGGGAAUGUCGAUGUCGGAGGAUGAUAGAAGCAAUGGAGCGAAGUCGAGCGACGACUCGCACCACGACGAGAGCAGUAGCAGUCACGACAACAGCAGCGAGACCGAACGCGUCUCGUCACCCUCACCGAUGAUGUCGAGUCGACGUCCGAACGGUAGACGAUGCACGGUACAUACGGGUCCGACGUCGCAGCAAGUCAGUGGGAUAAGACACCUUAACAACAACACCAUUAAGGCUGGCAGUCCAACUAACGGACAUCAACAUCGAGUUCGCUUCGUCGAUGAUGUUGUUAAUGACCUGAGCUCUAGUAGACCUAGAAAAGGUUUCCUAAUGAAAACCGAAGAUCGAAGUAAAGCUAGGAAGAUAUCUUUGCCCGCAUAUCGCUUGCCUGUACCCAAUGAAGGUGAUGAGAAUAUAAGGUUCUUCUGAUAUGAAUUGAAGCGCAUGACGCAGAUGUAGAACUUGCUUUGAAUAUUAUUAUUUGAAAAGAUUCUUGUCUACAGAUAUCACGUGGUUGUGCAUUGUUGGAGUCGUGCUGACUCGAACUAAAGGCGCUCUGAUUAAUAGGGGCUGACAACAUGGACAACAAAAUGAUUUGAGGAAUCAUUGAUGUGGAAGUUUCUCGUGUAAUACAUCAAGUUUUGCAGUACAGUAAACUAAGAUGUUUUGAUAAUGCCAAUCGCUUGAAAAAUGAAGACUUAUGGACGAAUUAAUGUGAAACGCGAUCACCAACUAUAAGGAAACAUGGAAGAACUUUUCUGCAAAUCCCGCGAUAUUCGGAUUAUGUUAAGACAAGAAAUUAAUAUAUUUUUGAAAGCAAAGUAAAUGAACAUUACUAUAAUUAUAUGAGAUGAAUGAAGAUAAAUAUUACAUUUCAGAGGUAUGUUGUAUCAGUAAUGAGGUUUUUUCAUGUGCUGGUAAUACAGUAAAUACAUGUCAACUUUGAGUUUCGUUUAUUGGCGAAAAGGGAAGUUGAAUGCAUAUUGCGAUUAGCAUUGGAUCCCUUCCUUUUUGUUUUCUUCAAAUAUGUGAUUAUAGAAAUGUCUGGUUUUAUCGCAGAGAUAGAUAUAAAUGUUUUUGUAAGAUUGAACAAACUGUAUCAACCUCAUUGAUGGUAUGAGAAUAAAAUUAUUGUCAUGACUGUACAACUCUAAAUUCAUGUCGACCACGUUGAUAAAUACCCUUCCCGGAUAAAGAUGUUUAGUUACUACGCAUUAUACAACUAAUUUGUGUCCCAAGUACAGAUUACUCUAUGAGAUAAUAGAAAAGUAUUUUCGUUGUUUUAUUUGAGUUUGGAUGUUCCCUACUUACCAAGAAAGCAAUUUAUGCUUAUAAGCAUGAACUAUGGACCGAUAAUUUUACGACCUAGCCAAAGGAAUUGAUAAUGAUGAUUGGUAUACUAAGGAUACUAGUAUUUCGACAUGGUUUCGAACUUUAAUAUCAUUGUUUUUUCACCAAACCUCCAUUACGUUUAUAUUUGUUGUAUAAAAUAAUAUACAGACAUCCAUUUAGUUAACAUUAGAGUUCGACAUGAGUCAUUUAUCAUUAUCAUGUCCUCCGAAAGUUGGUGAUGAAAAUGUAGGUUUUCAUUAUAUUAAACCAUGAGAUCAAACGUGUCAGACAUGCAUUGCAUAUUCAUGAUAUUAGAUAAAUUUCAAAAUUGAGAAAGAAACCAUGUCUUUAUAGAGAUAUUACAUAAAUUAAACCACCAUGGCAAGUAGCAACAUGCCAUACUAAUAUUAAAUUUCUUACCAUGAUUAUAAUUCAGAUUUAUGAGGAAUUUGUGAACCUGGUUUAUUUAUUGUAUGAGUGUACAUAAAAUAUAUCAGCUAGAUUAUAAACAAUAAA
Lytechinus pictus (painted urchin) is the source of this 2877-nucleotide messenger RNA. RefSeq lists its product as uncharacterized. The transcript is spliced from 2 exons. The record is from RefSeq and is a predicted model, not a curated record. Bases 601 to 1458 code for a protein of 285 amino acids. Lineage: Eukaryota; Metazoa; Echinodermata; Echinoidea; Temnopleuroida; Toxopneustidae.